Toxotes jaculatrix (banded archerfish) is the source of this 1109-nucleotide messenger RNA. RefSeq names its product polymerase (DNA-directed), epsilon 4, accessory subunit (gene pole4). NCBI's taxonomy places the organism in Eukaryota, Metazoa, Chordata, Actinopteri, Toxotidae. Gene Ontology annotation, cellular component: nucleus; epsilon DNA polymerase complex. The coding region runs from base 135 to 524 and encodes 129 amino acids. The transcript is spliced from 4 exons. Gene Ontology annotation, molecular function: protein heterodimerization activity. The record is from RefSeq and is a predicted model, not a curated record.
AAGGCCGGAAACACAUGCUGGCGCGCUGCUGGCGAUGUUGUUCUCAUGUGCGACAUGUAGCUAGAAAACGGUAGUUAUUUGUGUGUUUUUUCUUUAAAUAAAACAUUUGUUUAAAAGAAAGAGAAAAACAGAAAAUGGCGACAACAGUGGCAACGCCUGUCACACCCACAGAGCUCGACCCUGACCGGUGUGGGAGCGAGGAGGAGAGCCGCGGGGCCGAGGCGGAGGAGGAGAGCAGCCAGCAGCAGACAGGCCCCGCUGCCGCCGUGAGCCACAGCCGACUGUCCAAACUCCCGCUGGCCCGUAUUAAGGCGCUGAUGAAGACAGACCCAGACGUGUCCCUCGCCAGCCAGGAGUCUGUUUUUAUCAUCGCUAAAGCCACGGAGUUGUUUGUGGAGAUGAUUGCCAAAGAUGCUCUGGUGUAUGCCCAGCAAGGGAAGAGGAAAACUUUGCAAAGAAAAGACCUGGACAAUGCAAUAGAGGCUAUAGAUGAAUUUGCAUUUCUUGAAGGCACUCUAGAUUAAAGACUGUUUCAAGAGACCAGUCAGAACAUUGAUUCUCCGCAACCAUCCAAAAAACUUUCCAUCACAGGGACAAUUUAUUGUGGAAACCUUUCUGGUACUUUUCUAAAUCUAACUCUUUGUCUCUAAGUCAUGUUUGAUGUUUCUAAAUGCUUUUCUACAAUGUGCCAUUAAGAUUUUUCAUACUUACCUUUGAAGACAAAAGUGGUGAUGUGUACAUUAUUUGUAAAUAUUUGUGAAAUACUACUGUACAAUGGGAUCAGUUUAAGUUGUAAACAUCCAGUUUCUGUCAGAAUGAAACAGUCCAUGUUCAUCAAUUUGUCACAACCUGAAUUACUGGUAAGUUUGAGUUUUGCAAGAUAAAUAUUGUCAUAUAUUGUGUGAACAGUGUCAGAAUACAAGUUCACAAGGGCUUGAGAUUUUCCAUCUUUGCAAAAUGAUUCUUAUGGGUGCACUAUUACAUUAAAACAAAGAAAACAAUGCUUUGCACACUCUUAGCCCCAAAAUGACUUUUAUCAAAUAAGGCAAGGUGCCCUGAUGACCUUGUUGUUGAAAUUUAGGACAAAUAAAAUUAUUUUCACAUUGGGA